AUGCCAAUGGAGCGAGAGUCAGAUGCUUGUGAUCAACAUGCUGAAAGUACUGGACUUGUCUCUCCUAGUUGGGACUGCUCCUUGCAUCUUCCCCUUUGGGUUUCCAAUGCAGAGAAAGCAGCUAUUGAAGAUCGCUUGGAAGGAUGGAUCAAGCAAUUAGAAGCCAGUGGAGGUGAUGUUGCAUGCAUUGCAUCAGCUUUGAAAAAGCCGUUACGCCCUCUAUGGGUCUCACAGAAAUCCGUCAUCUGGUUAAAUGAAGUACCUGGAUAUGACUCUUGGGAUUUUACACCUAUCAUGCUUGUUUCUGCAUCUUCCUCUUGUGGCAUUUUGCAACAAAGGACUACCUCAGAGUUUAGCUGGACUUACAUAGCAGGAGCUGGGGAUGAUGAAGAAAGUUGGGCCAGGGGUUUAUCACCUAAUCUUUUCUGGAGCCAUGCGCAUGAGCUUAUAGACUCAGGUCCUGAUUUAUGUAACCAGAAGGUAGCUGAUAUUGUUGAAAAGGACAGAGUGUACCGUGCACAAAGGGGACAAAAUGCUCCUCAGUUAUCUGUCAAGCCUUCCAAGUUGUCUGGGAGCACUGAUCAUUUUCCUGCUGAGAAUUCGCCGUUAGGAUUGGGGAUUUCAGGAGCUGAGAAUGAUAGGAAAGAUUCCGUUGAUCUUCAUGCAAUAUCUUGGUUGGGUUCGACUAAUCUUGCAGUUGGUGCAACUCAACAUGCUGCAGAUGCAUCCGAUGUUGAUAGCGCAUUGGUCUGUGAAAGGGAGUCAUCCUCUCUCUGCCUUGAGUAUCCUGAAGUUUAUUUGCACCUGCCAAUUCUGAACUCAAAACUGGACCGAUUUUCUUUGUACAGAAAUCUCCCUGCAGCACUGAUUUUUGCAAAGUCAAACCUAAGAAAAGGAAAUAGACUUCUAGUUUGCUGCAAUGAUGGGGAAGACAUUAGUGUAUGCGUCUGUUUGGCUAUCUUGACAUCAUUUUACACUAAUGAAGGAUCUUUUGAUGAUGGGAAAUCCUUCAGUGAGACAUGUAUCACUAAGCUGGAGAUGCGACGACGACUGGUAUUUAUCUGUAAAUUUGCAGUGAAUGCCCGGCCAUCAAGAGGAAAUUUAAAACAAGUUUUUAAUUUCCUGAAGGAUCAAAGCGUUGGUUCCGGGUGCUGA
This is a messenger RNA of Ilex paraguariensis (yerba mate), 1155 nucleotides long. Lineage: Eukaryota; Viridiplantae; Streptophyta; Magnoliopsida; Aquifoliales; Aquifoliaceae. The record is from the annotation of a GenBank genome assembly.